Molecule: messenger RNA, 1518 nt
Organism: Cryptococcus wingfieldii CBS 7118
Lineage: Eukaryota; Fungi; Basidiomycota; Tremellomycetes; Tremellales; Cryptococcaceae
Exons: 1
Coding region: 1-1518 (505 amino acids)
Source: RefSeq, a predicted model, not a curated record
AUGUCCUCUAUCACCCCCUCUAAUUUCGCCCCACUCCUCCCAGUCCACAAUCUCAUCUUCACCGAACUCCUCGCCUCUGCCCCAUCCUCUGUCAUCGCCCUCUGCUCUUCAGCCUACGAACGGGCUGCCCCCGUGCUGUAUACCGAUAUACACUCUUCGCCAGGCGUCUUCAGAGGUCUACAGGAGGAGAAGGCAUAUGGUAGAACGAUCGAGGCUUUGAGGCAUACCAAGACUCUGAGCGUCGGUGGCUCUGAGAGUUUUGAAACGCUCUAUGAGCUCGCUGGUCCCGAGCCCAGGGGGCAUUGCUGCCCUAUGUGUGCCCCAUUUCGGAUUGUUCCCACCAACCCCAGCAAUAUGUCUUCACCCUACUCCCGCGUAUACAACAACCUCUUCCCGAACCUUGAGCGCCUCGAGCUCGGUUUUGGUUCGCUCAAGGCCUCGGCGUAUCACUACGAUUGCUUCGACUCUGUCCCAUCAGAAGAAGACCCACUUUUUGCAGGAGGUAGCCGGGACAGUAUUGUGCGCCAGGUUGCAAGGCUCAUGCCUUACAAUCUGAAGGAAAUUGUCUUUCAUCUGGAUGAGGACGAAGCGGAUUAUUGGUAUGAGGUCGACAGCCACCUCUGUAACCAACGGCCUCGAGAAGCUAUCAUCUUCCUCAAAGGGACAGUCAAAGGUCAAGAGCGGGACGACAAUCGUCCGCUGUGCCCCGAGUCGGAGGCGAAGAGGACGACUUUUGGUCGGCUUGGGGAGCGGCUGCCGCUUGAAUGGGACAAUGGCGUCCGUCUGCGCGUUUUUGUGGAGACGAGAGAACCUUGGGAGUCGCUCAAUGCCCGAGAGCUUCGGGGGUACAUCAUCUCGAUGGGGAUGGCACUGGUCCGAUAUGUCUUACUUGACAGCCAUCAAAGAGGCCGGUGGUAUUGGGAUGGAAGCGGUGUGCAGGUGGGCCAUCCUGUGGGCUCAUAUGAUCUGGACUGGUCGAGCGAUUCGGAUUCGGAUACUGAAUCAGACGACUCGGACGAUUCGGACGUUGCUGGCGAUUCAGAUGACUUCGAGGAACCAGCCCACUUAUCCCACUCAUCCCACUCAGAGGACUCGGAGGACUCGGAGGACUCGGACGGCUCAGACGGCUCGGAUGAGUCAAGCGAUUCCGGUAAUUCCGACGAUUCCGAAGAUGAAAAGGGCCAAGUAGGACUCCACUUUGCUCAAGCUAUUCAGAGCCAAGAUGUCCAAGAACAUGGAGACGCCAAUGCUGGAGGAGCCAACGAUAGGGCGGGCAAUGAUCACGGUAGAGAGAAUGGUGCUGGCGAUGAACGGGAUGGCGCUGUGAAUGAAGUGGACGAGGAAGAACAGGUCUUUCAAAUCGAGAUCUUCCUUCCCCUUUUACACCAAGUGCUGGCGCAGAUGCCAGCCAAUCAUCGAAUACUGGUGGACGCGAUGGUGGGAGAGGGAAGACUGGUGUUGCGGGAGUAUGAUGUGAAGGAGGUAGAGAAGCUGGGUGACUUGAGGUUGCGUUGGUAG